Penicillium cinerascens is the source of this 690-nucleotide messenger RNA. RefSeq names its product protein tim21 (gene tim21). The coding region runs from base 1 to 690 and encodes 229 amino acids. Gene Ontology annotation, biological process: protein import into mitochondrial matrix. Gene Ontology annotation, cellular component: TIM23 mitochondrial import inner membrane translocase complex. The transcript has 4 exons. NCBI's taxonomy places the organism in Eukaryota, Fungi, Ascomycota, Eurotiomycetes, Eurotiales, Aspergillaceae. The record is from RefSeq and is a predicted model, not a curated record.
AUGAAUCGUCAAGCGCUGCGUGCUCUGCCUCGAGCCUCGGCCAGCACAACGGCCUCCCUCCGAGCUUUUCCCGCUGAGAUUACCCGACUGUACGCCACUCAGGACAACUUGGGCGGCGGGCUCAAGCCCAAGAGAAGGAACGUUACCGUCCUGUCGGACGAUGGACGAUAUACGUGGGGUGAACUGAAUGGGAAAGAGAAGGUCGCGCGGGCGACGCAGCAGUCUUUUAACUUUGUUAUCGUGAUCGCAGGUGUUGUACUCACAGGAGGUGUCUUCACACUUCUAUACCAAGAGGUCUUUUCGCCGAAUAGCGGGACAUGGCAGUUCGAAAAAGCAGUCAAGCGCAUCAAGGAGGAUCCCCGGUGUACAAAGCUUCUCGGUGAUCGGAGGCAGAUCAAGGCAUACGGUGAAAAGACCAACAGCCGAUGGGCCCGAAGCCGACCCAUUGCGACUUCCGUUGAGAAAGAUCGAUUAGGCCGCGAGCACCUUCGGAUGCACUUCCACGUCGAGGGACCUCUUAACUCGGGAGUUGUCCACCUGCAUAUGAUCAAGUCUUUGGAAAAGAACGAAUUGGAGUACCAGCUCCUCGCUCUGGAUGUCAAGGGCCACUCUCGUAUCAUUCUUGAGAAAGCCUCGGAGAAGCCCAGCGUGGCCAGCUCCUUGAAGCUUUUCGGUAUUCAAUGGCGAUGA